Messenger RNA from Elaeis guineensis (African oil palm), 1626 nucleotides. The record is from RefSeq and is a predicted model, not a curated record. NCBI's taxonomy places the organism in Eukaryota, Viridiplantae, Streptophyta, Magnoliopsida, Arecales, Arecaceae.
CUCUCUCUCUAAGAAAGUCAGCGCCGCUCCUUCCUCCCCUUCUGCCUUCCAGACCUCUUCUUUCUUCUCCUCUUCGACGCCACCGCUUCCGUCCUUCAAAUGGUUAUAUAGCUCGACUCCGAGCUCAGAUCUCGAGCCAAGCGCCAGUUUGAAGGCACCGCUUUUGUUUGUUUGGUUUGGUGUGUUCUCUGCGGAGGCGAUGGACGACGACAACUGGGAUCUCCAUGCGGUGGUGCGGAGCUGCAGGUUUAUGGGGUCGGCGUCGACAAUGGACCCUUUCUCUUCUUUCCCUCCGCCCUCAGACCUCCUGGCGGAGGAGACGGGGCUGAUGGACGGAGGAGAGGGUGGCGGCGGUAGCGGCGGCCUCCCUUUGUGCUUCCCGGAUAUGUUCGAGUCCCGGAGCGUGCUCCAGGAGCUGGAGGAGCUCUGCAAACCUUUCUUGCCCAAAGCCCAGCAGCAACCGCAGCGAAGCGGCCCUUCCUCGCCGCCGUCCUCUGCCGUGCUCUCCGUCACCGGCGCCGCUUCCCUGGUCCCCGCCGUGGGGGCCACCCAGCAGCAGCAAAGCAGGCAGCCCCACCGCCCCCCAUCCCAGAUCUCCCGCUCCAAAAGAAGAAAGAACCAGCAGAAGAGGGUGGUGUGUCAGGUCCCCGCCGACGGCCUCUCCUCCGAUAUGUGGGCCUGGCGGAAAUACGGCCAGAAACCCAUAAAGGGCUCGCCUUACCCCCGGGGAUACUACAGGUGUAGCAGUUCCAAGGGAUGCUUGGCCCGGAAGCAGGUGGAACGAAGCCGGACGGACCCGGCCAUGUUCGUCAUCACCUACACCGCCGAGCACAACCACCCGCUUCCCACCCACCGCAACUCCCUCGCCGGCAGCACCCGCCAAAAGUUCCCCCCUCCUCCCUCCUCCUCCACAACCCCGCCACCGGCCGCCGGCGAUGGCGAGCACCUCCCUCCCGUCAAUCCAUCCUCAAGUCCACCGUCGUCCUCCACAGCCGCUGGCCUCUCCCCCACCACCCCGCUCACGGCCUCCAAGAGGGAGGACGGCGGCGACGUAGACGACGAGGAGGAAGAAGAGGUAGAGGGAAUGCUACUGGUAGAAGACAUGGAAGUGAUGGGCGAGGACGGCUUGCUCUUCAUGGGCUUAGAUGAGCCUUCCAGUGCUCCGAUCGCCUCGGCCGCCGCAUCCACCGCGGCCACGGACGCCGUCGCCCCCACCUUCUUCGACGAUGACGGCGUCUUCGGGGAGCACUUCUUCCCUCCGCCAUGGCUGUCCAACAGCAACAACAACGCGGCGGCGGCCGCCGGCGGUAGCUGACAACAUCUCUCUGCUCCUCCUGCCAUCAGACAGCAGAGAGAGAGAGAGUGCGGAAGAGAGCAUCUGAUCCGUCCGUUUAUAUUUAUCAAAUCCCCCACCCAUCCCUCGCUUUUUUUAGUUUAAUUAAACUAUACACAGAUAAAAGAAAAUAGUCCAAAAUUCCAUGAUUUCAUGCUCGCUCGCGUUCUCUCUCUCUGAGGUCUCGAAAUGGCAAAGCUUGUAAUUUUGUUAACUUUUUUUUUCCUUCUGUUUAAUUGUUCCUGUGUAACAUUACUUUUGUGAUGAUUCGGUUGCUUUUUUUUCUUGUCUUA